AAAUCUAACGCCUACCGAACACGCGUAAAACUGAACCUUGAGCAAACAAUAGGUCUUCAUUAAAAGAAAGUUCGCUUACGGAGCAAAACGCAUUGCGAUCGCUCAUCAAAAUGAGACAAAGACCUCUUAAAAAGGAUAUGUCGACUUCCGCUCAGACAGCCAAAGAACGGAGAAGGAAGCACGAGAACGAUGUUAAUGGAGGAGGAGGAAUGUGUUGUCCAUGAGCUGGAAAUAUUCGGAACCUUCUUUUGUGCUGUUGCCUCAAGCAAGGUCCCGGUGGACAAAAAGUCGUUUAUUUGUACUAUUUGUCAUCUUUGCUUUGGUUCCUUUCACGCUGGUCGUGUCACGGGGAUUAUUCCAGCAUCUUGUUUACAAACACAGACUCAAGGUUCCCUUCUUUGUUGACCUCAGCCAACCUGUUGAUUUCUCCUUAAAUCACACAAUUAACAUGUACUUAACAUCAGAGGAAGGAAUUUCUCUUGGUGUGUGGUACACAAUCCCCGAAAGUCAGUGGAGAGAGGCACAACACAAAGAUUUGGCAUGGUACCAAAACCAACUGAGUGAUGGAAAUCCAGUUUUUAUAUAUCUUCAUGGGAACACAGGCACAAGGGCUGCUCCUCAUCGGGUGGGAGUUGCAAAAGUAUUGAGUGCACUUGGUUACCAUGUGUUGGUGCCUGACUACAGAGGUUUUGGAGACUCAAGCGGUGAGCCGACUGAAGCUGGACUCACGAAAGAUGCCCUUAAAGUGUUCAAGUGGGUCAAAGAACGCAGUGGAAGCAGCCUGGUCAUCUUCUGGGGACAUUCUCUUGGCACUGGAGUGAGCACUAACACUGCAGUCAAACUAAUAGAUGAAGGUAUUGUUUUGGAUGGUGUGAUUCUCGAAGGCACCUUUCAUUUUCCUACAGAGAAACUACCAAGUCAUGUGUUUUCAUGGUAUUAUUGGAAGUUUCCCGGCAUGGGAUACUUUUUUCCAGAGCCGUGGGCCGAAAAUAAAAUUGUCUUUCCCACUGCGGAAAAUUUAAGAAGAAUGAAAAGCUCAUUACUUUUUCUUCAUGCAGAAGAUGAUCCAAUGGUUCUCAUUCAGAGUGCUCAGCAUCUGUACGAGGUAGCAGUGAGUACUCCGAAUGCAGAGCGUGUCAAGUUUGUGUCCUUCGAAGGUUCUUUAGGGUAUCUACACAAUGGAUUAUACAAAGACCCCCGUCUGCCAGACAUCAUAAAAAAGUUUGUGUUGUCUUUGUGAAGUUGGAAGAUGCCUCCAGCAGUUGUUCAAUGUGUAUAUGAGAGCAUAUAUUAUUCAAAGUAAAUAAUUUGCUUUAACUCAAAGGCAGCAUAUGUUGAUUGCCUUAUAGAUGUAACGAAUGCAAACAUGUAAAUAAACAAAUAUUACCCUGUAUCCUGUUUGUAAGUCAUUUAAUGUCUUUCUUAGUUUUGUUGACUUUAUUUGCAUACACUGAGAGCAGAAAAAAACAAGCCCUGUAUGUCUGCACGCCAAUCAAUGUGGCGUACAAAUUUGAUUUGCGUAGUUGGAUAAAUAAAUGUUAAAAAUGCUUUAGAUCAUGAA
Molecule: messenger RNA, 1561 nt
Organism: Syngnathus acus (greater pipefish)
Lineage: Eukaryota; Metazoa; Chordata; Actinopteri; Syngnathiformes; Syngnathidae
Exons: 14
Coding region: 221-1240 (339 amino acids)
Biological process (GO): phosphatidylserine catabolic process; monoacylglycerol catabolic process
Cellular component (GO): endoplasmic reticulum membrane
Molecular function (GO): phosphatidylcholine lysophospholipase A1 activity; monoacylglycerol lipase activity
Source: RefSeq, a predicted model, not a curated record